AUGGCAUCCACUCCAGGGUUUGUGAACCUCUCAGGUUCUGAAUCCAUAGACUUCGAGUCACCUGAUCUUCCAGCUUUUAGCAGCCACUCCUCAGAAGCAUCUACUGUCAAGGAGAGGAGGAAAUGGUCUCCGAAGGAGGAUGUUAUUCUCAUAAGUGCUUGGCUCAACACCAGCAAGGAUCCAACAGUAGGAAAUGAGCAAAAUUUGGGAACUUUCUGGUCAAGGAUCCAUAAUUACUACAACUCAAGUGUUCAACAUGUUGGGUUGGACACUAGGGAGCUAGGUCAGUGCAAGCAAAGGUGGGGAAGGCUUAAUGACCUAGUCUGCAAAUUCUGUAGUUGCUAUGAUGCGGCAUUGAGGGACCAAUCAAGCGGUGAGAAUGACAAUGAUGUGAUGAAGAAAGCACUAGACAUGUUCUUCAAUGACCAUGGUUGUAAGUUCCCUCUAGAACAUGCUUGGAGAGAGCUUAGGCAUGACCAGAAAUGGUGCUUUGCGUAUAAGGCUAAGGAUAGUUCUAAAGUGAAGCGGAAGACGGUUGGUGGUGAUGUUCAAGGCGAUGAGGAGGUUAGUGGUGCUAGGCCUCCGGAUAUCAAGGCUGCUAAAGCGGCUAAGAAAAAGAAGGGUGUUCAAGAGGAAUCUAAUCACACAGAGUUAAAAACAGUGUUGGAGAUGAAAGACAAACUAAACAAGCAGAAGUUGCUGGAGAAGUUUCUUGAGAAGCCUGACCCUCUUUCUGAGAUGGAAAUGUCACUAAAACUUAAAUUGAUGUCAGAAAUGUUAGGAUAA
Molecule: messenger RNA, 786 nt
Organism: Brassica oleracea var. oleracea
Lineage: Eukaryota; Viridiplantae; Streptophyta; Magnoliopsida; Brassicales; Brassicaceae
Product: glutathione S-transferase T3-like
Exons: 2
Coding region: 1-786 (261 amino acids)
Source: RefSeq, a predicted model, not a curated record